Clarias gariepinus (North African catfish) is the source of this 3469-nucleotide messenger RNA. It is a transcript of the gene etaa1b, whose product is annotated as ETAA1 activator of ATR kinase b. The transcript is spliced from 6 exons. The record is from RefSeq and is a predicted model, not a curated record. Lineage: Eukaryota; Metazoa; Chordata; Actinopteri; Siluriformes; Clariidae. Bases 149 to 2056 code for a protein of 635 amino acids.
CAUGGCCGCGCGGUGAGUGAAUGUUUAUACCGCAACAAAGCUAGUUAUUUUAUUAAAUAAUAAAUAAAAGUUCAAAGGCAAAGCUUUAACUCAAUGAAUCGAAUGCUUAAUAUGAACAUUGUGAAGUGGAUGUCUGUAAUUAAUAAUUAUGACAGACAAGAAUACCAUCGAUACCCAAUCUACAGCAGAUGCGAGCAAAGAAAUUUGGACCCGAGUUCCGAAGUUUUCGAAGAAAAAAAAUAAAACAGAUAGCAAACAGAGAAAAAAACAAACGCACUCUCCAUCUGUGAAUGCCUCGCAAUAUUAUGGAAAAGUCGUAGGAACCCCAAAACAUAGAUCAAGGACGAGAUUUAAUGGUUGCAUCAAUGGUGAUUCCCCCAGUGAGGCAGAAGCUAUACAGGAUAUCAUCUGGGAUCCUGCUUCUCCACCUCCAACGAGGAAUGGAAAAGGAGCAGGAGAAAGUGUCCGAGUUGUGGAGAUAUCUGAAAUUGUCAACAGAAUUGCACCAAAUGAUGAGAAGCCUGUGGAUAAAGAUUCAGUGCUUCAGUGGAUUGGAGAUACCGCUAUUCCCUGCACUCCGGAGAUUCAGCAACCCAGAGUUCGACGAUGCUCAGCACGCCGGCAAAGUAACAAUGUUGAGGACCUGAUGAAGCUUGCUAAGCAGUUUGACCUUAACAUGACCCGUCAACACAAAGAAAGGUUGCAGGAUGUUAAGGGAACAAAUUGUAAGGUUUUGCACAAGCUCAACAAUCUCACUGCCACCUGUCCAGAAUCACAGAGUAAUGAGGCUUUAGCUGGAGAUGUCAAAAGGCCAAGCCAUGAGGAAGAGCUGCAUGCUUUGUUUGAUGGACCCACCCAACACUUGAGUGGGAGACUAAGCCCUCCAUCAGUUAACUCUUCACAGGAGAGCAGGACUGAAAAAACAGCUUCUCAUGGAAUGAGACCAGACACUAUAGAUUGCAAGAAUCUCCCUAAUGAUACUCGGGUAUCAAAACUAGACUUUGAUGAUGACUGGGAGAAUGAUGAUCUUCUCAAUGACUUGUUUGUGCUAGAGGUGACUCAGAACCCUCAGCUUUUGGACUCUUGUACAAAAAAAACAACUAGUCAGAUAGGUUCUGCUGCUUCCAAAAAAUGUGAACCAACAAUGCUGUCCAGUUCCCCUGGAUCAAGCAGCAAAGCUGAGUGCUCCCAGUCUAAACAGAUUACCAGUCAUUACACUAGGAUCUUAUCAGAAAGUUGCAAAAAUCUUUGUACUUUCAGGUCGGAAAGUCCUGUCCAGUCUUUUGCACUUCCAGAGGUUUUUGGAAGUUUAAAGGAACUUUCAAAAACCAGCCCUGAUUUGGUCAACAAAGAUUUAGUUCAUCAGAAAACACAUGUACCAGGUGUAAAGCAACAGAUAGUUAUGACACAUAAUGGACCAGCCGCGAAAGACAUGCACAGUUCAACUGGAGCAUCAGGGAGGGGCCUGGACUCACUUUGGGGUGAUGGAGAUAAUGAUGAUGAUGAUGAUCUGCUCUAUCAGGCCUGUGAUGACCUGGAGCGAAUCUCAGCCAGUCAAGAGCAGCAAAAACACAAGAAUUCAACUAUGUCCUCUUGUAACUCGUCUGAAGUACCUUCAUCAAUCACUACUAGUUCUUCAAACAUGAGUAGGAACAGCACAACUAAUCCAACUCAACAUCCCACUGAAUACAAACAGCAUGUGUGGGGGUUUGCACGCUCACAUUCAAUGCCAGGUGCUUUAGGUAAUUAUGGAAACCAAAAAAACUUGUCUGAAUCAGCUAGUGCUUUACCAGUUAACCACUAUCUUCAGAACAAAAGUCAGCAGUACCAUUUCACUAAGCUGAGGAAUGCUACAGAAGCAUCUGGAGAAAACUCCUACCAUUCCACUUUCAAGAGGCAUCAGUCUGACCCAGGGGAACUGAGGAAUAAAGUGUUUGUCACAUCACAGCCAGCAGUGAAGUGCUCUGCUGCAGAGAUUGAGAGGAAAAAGCAGGAGGCUAUAGCAAGGAGGAGACUGCGACUGCAAGCCGCUCAAAAGCCUGACGUUUCCACAUAGUACACCACAGAGGAGCUCAGCUUCUUAAAAUGAAUGCACAUGCCUAGUCUAAAUAUUUUCAUAAUGAGAUAAAAUAAAAUAUUUGGUAUAAUUGAAAAUAAUAGUUAUUUGGAGUUGUUCAUCAAGCUGGUUCUACCUUUAGUGAAGGUAGAAACCUAAGUCUUUUUUGUGAUCUCAUUUUGAAUUGCUUUGGUUUUCUGAUGUCUCAUUUUGUAACUCUGUAUUGCCCAUGCAAAACUGUAAAAUUUGAUUUAGAUUGCCCUUAAGAAAAUGUGGUAUGAAGCAAAUCUGUAUGCACAGUUGCAGCUGAUAAAAGGUAUUUAAUCCAAUUUGUCUUGUUUUUGUUUGCAUUUUUCUGUCUUUUUGAACUGUGUGAAGGUUUUGUCAGUUUUUAAGAAACAUUUUACACUAACUGCAGCGUGUUUGUCUUUCCAGACAGUAAGAAUAUCCUCAAUGGUUUAAAUUGAUGAAUGUUAUAUUUCAUAUUAUGAUGCAUAGUUCCUAACUAUUUUGUGUGUAAUGGUCUUUAUAUGUCAUUUGUGGAAAUUAAGGUUUUCUUUGCACAUUCAUUGAAAAGUCUACGUCUUCAGCACACCUGGUGCUUUGUACAUGCCACAAUGUUAUUCAUUGUUUGCCCAGGGGAAUGCCUGUGUAUUACUCAAAUCUGGGCCAUUGCCAUUUUCAGGUGUAGGAUACACAGGUGUCUGUGUUUGUGCUCUGGAAAUCUUAUAGAACUUCUAUACACUGUAUUCUCUCCCUCCUCCUGCUCAUUGACUUUAAAUCAAAUGGCACAGUAAUUUGGCAUGGGAUGGGAAUGUGGGCUUUUUUUAUUACUGUGAUUAUGGUUUGAAGAUGAUUACAAUUUAUUCUAAGCAAAGGAUGAAAAAACAGGGCCCAACAGGUGUUGAGUUGCUAUAAUAUACAAGUUGGUGAAGGAUUUUCAGCAAUGUGGCAUUAUUAGACUGCCAGCAGACGGUGUAAUGAGUCUUUCAAAACCUUUUUUCCCUGAAAACCAGAGAGCAAAUUACCUAUUGCAAUGGACCUGUGCCAUAGAAAGUUAGCUUCAUGCCACUGUAGUGAUCAUCUGAAGACAAAUCAUGCCCUAUUAUCUAGCUGUAGUAAUUGUGGCAAAUUAUGUUAUUGCCAGAGUUCAUGUAUGUUUUAUUGUUGAUCUUGAGGUAUGUUUCAGAGGUAAGACAUCAUUUGGGGCUAUGUUUUAUUUCUAAAACUAGUGAUGUGCUUGGUUCAUCAGAAUAUGUUUAAAACAGCUGUGAAAUUGAAUCUUUAAUUUUACUCAAGAAAAGUAUGUCCUGUUUUCCAGAAUUCCAUAAAGAAAAAAUUAUAAAAGCAGGCAAAAGUCAAACGUUUAUGCUUGGUGAGUUUUCUCCGGGUGUCCUAUUUUCCUCCCACAGA